Molecule: messenger RNA, 249 nt
Organism: Parnassius apollo (apollo)
Lineage: Eukaryota; Metazoa; Arthropoda; Insecta; Lepidoptera; Papilionidae
Source: the annotation of a GenBank genome assembly
AUGGACGUUUCGAGCAUUUAUUCGACUUUGCGGCAGCUGCAAGAUGGUUGGUAUACCGGAAAGAAAGCCCAAAUGUUGGAUACUCCUAAAAAGGACACUCUGGAUUACUUGGAGUUCAAAGCUGUAAUAGCAAAUUCUUUGCUCUAUUUCACUCCAGCAAGAGAGCAAAUACACCUGUACGAGGAAAUAUGUCCCUCAACCCCCAUUGCAGCUGAGAACAGCCAUGGCAGGUCAUUUACCAAUGAUUGA